AAUAUAGCGAUUUUUAUAAAAAUCUAUAUGCUUUCAUUGAGUCCAAGAGUUGUUACAUUAAUUUAAUAUAUAAUUGUAAAAGGGAAGAGGAAACACAAGUAGAGACAAAAAAAAAAUACAAGACAACUUAUAGUAAUUAUCAAAAAUCUUCAAGUGUCGAAAAGAAAAAGCCAGAUGAAAGUUCUUUCAAUAAAAUAAAAGAAAUAGUAAAAGAGAAAUUUCCCAAGACUUCUGAUAAAAAAAUCGAAUUGUACCUCAAGGAAAUCAUAAAUGACGCACCGAAAGAAAAUUGCUCUCUUCAUAAAAUUCUUUUCGUUAGGAAUGAACAAAAUAUCUUUGUCAAGCACAAUUUAAUUAGUUAUUUAUUUAAUUUUAUAGAUUGUAAAACAUUAUUGAAACUUAAAGGAUGCUCUAAAAUCAAUAGUGAAGUUGUAAGUUUAUAUUAUAGAAAAAUAUUAUAUACCUUACCAUUCAAAGAUGAUCAGAUAAAAACAAAUAUACAUUACUGGAGAAAUGUAAUAGAUUAUUUUUUUUGUCGAUGUGGAAAUCUUAAACCAUUAGACAGAAUGAAUUGCCCCAUAGUAUUAAAAACGCUAGAACAAAAUAAAAAUUUUUGUGUUAUAAAUCCAGAAUCUAUGGAUUCUUGUAUUUAUAUUAGUUUAGACUAUUUUAAAGAAAAUCUAAUAACAUCAUGUACUCAUAAAAAACCUCUACCUCAUACUUGCAAUGUUAGAAAUGAAAUUUCAGGUAUAAAAAAUUUAAAAACAGAACAAAUCGAACUAAAUGAAUUUAUACAUGAAUAUUAUAAACGAUUAACAAUCAAUGAUGAUGAAAUUAUGUGGAAUGUAUGUUAUUUUAGAAAAUCCAAAGAAUUCCUAACCAUACUAUUGUUCGAGUUCUUAAAAAGUAUGCUCACCGUUUUAAAUAAAUAUAACGGAAAAUGUAUUUUUAAAAAAACAGAAUAUCUAGUUAAUUGUGGACAUCAUAUUACACACCGAAUAUGGAUACAAAUGUUUUAUGAGUAUGGAUUCGAAUCGGUAGAUGCCGACAAAAAAAAAAAUAUGAAAAAUUAUCCUAUUAUUCAGCAGGAAGAUGCUAAUAAUAGGACAUUAUAUUUAACCAUAGCUGAUCAUUAUAAGUGGGACGCAUAG
Plasmodium reichenowi is the source of this 1151-nucleotide messenger RNA. RefSeq lists its product as hypothetical. The record is from RefSeq and is a predicted model, not a curated record. The annotation marks the transcript as partial. NCBI's taxonomy places the organism in Eukaryota, Apicomplexa, Aconoidasida, Haemosporida, Plasmodiidae. The transcript is spliced from 2 exons.